UAGAGGUUUAGGAGACCUCAGGUUAGAUUGGCCACAAUUGUGCCAUUAGAAAGAAGCAAAUUAACUAACGUUAAUUUUCCUUUGAUAUCUUAUUUAAAAACACUGGUCGGGUUUGUUGACCCUUUGAACACUUGAUAGAGUUGAGACAAGAGAAGAAUAUUCAUCAGCCUCCUUGCUACUCAGUUUAUUUUUGUAGGCUCCAGCAUUAUAAUACUUGUUUUUCCCACUUUACAUGUAAAUAGCUUUCUUGUUUUUUUUUUUAAUUACUUUGCAGCUACAGAUUUGUCAAGAUGAAGGACCGACUCGCCCAGCUCAAGGAGACCAGUGAUGCUGGGGGCGAUGAUAUUGAGAUUCCUAUGGAAAAUGUAUCUUUCAUGGAUGAUUUCUUUGCCCAGAUCGAGGACAUCCGCUCCAGUAUCGAUAAGAUUGAUGAGAGUAUAACAGAAAUUAAAAAACUCUACUCAACAAUCUUGUCCGCCCCCACAUCUGACCAGAAAACUCAGGACGACCUGGAAGCAGUCACCAACACCAUCAAGAAGUCAGCCAACAAUGCCAGAAACAAACUUAAAAGCAUUGAACACCAGCUUGAGACCAACACGGAUGAGAGAGCCUCAGCUGACCUCAGGAUAAAGAAAUCACAGCAUGCCAUCCUGGCCAAGAAAUUUGUAGAGGUGAUGACGAAAUACAACGAGGCACAAGUCGACUUCAGAGACAAGAGUAAAGGACGGAUUGCCCGACAGCUGGAAAUCACUGGCAAAGCGACUACUGAUGAGGAACUAGAAGAGAUGCUCGAGGGAGGAAACUCCAAUGUCUUCUCUGCUGGGAUUAUGGAUUCCAAAAUCAACCAGCAGGCCUUAAAUGAGAUUGAGGCUCGGCACAAAGACAUCAUGAGGUUGGAGAGCAGCAUCAAGGAACUCCAUGACAUGUUUGUUGAUAUCGCCAUGUUGGUUGAGAACCAGGGUGGCAUGAUUGACAGAAUUGAGAGCAACAUGGACCAGUCCGUGGGUUUUGUAGAAAGAGCAGUGGCUGACACCAAAAAAGCUGCCAAGUUCCAGCAGGAGGCACGCAGGAAACAAAUGAUGAUCUUCUGUUGCUGUGUGAUACUGUGCUUAAUCCUCGGUUCAUUUUUGUACAGCUUUAUAAAAUAGAAACUGUGUUUACAUCCUUUGACUGGCGACGUCAAAACAAUAAAAGGAAAAUCAUCUAAACUGUAAUCUGAUAUUUUUACAUAAAAAAAAAGGUGAACAUCCUCUGCUUGGAUUUGACGCAGUGUAAUGAUGUUGCUUUCAUUGACUACAGUACACCCAUAUAUCUGCCACCAACUUAAAUGCACUGAAAAUAGUUGAAAAGUUGAUGUGUCACGCAUGACAAAGGUCUAAUACACCUACCGUAUUUCCUUGAAUAGCCGCCGGGGCGUUAACUAAUUUAAAACAUCUUCUCACAACCGCGCUCAUUCAAUGCAUGCGGUAAAAGUAAGCAGGCGCUAUUAAUUUUAAAACCUCUUCUCACCCCUGCACUCAUCAAUGGCAUGCAGCAAAUAAUUGAGUGUGAUAAAAGCAAAAAUUCAUAUAAAAUUAAUCUGCGGCCGCGGCCCGGUGGUUGGGGACCACUGCUCUACAACAUGUCUUUGCGCCCACCUUUGCACCAUGCUAUUUGCGUGCCAGUAGGACGCAUACAUUUCGCUGCUUCUCAUACGAGAUUGCAAUGCAUACUUGGUCAACAGCCAUACCAUUUACACUGAGGGUUGGGAUAUAACUCUUACUAAUAUGCGCCACACUCUGUGAA
Molecule: messenger RNA, 1785 nt
Organism: Nerophis ophidion (straightnose pipefish)
Lineage: Eukaryota; Metazoa; Chordata; Actinopteri; Syngnathiformes; Syngnathidae
Product: syntaxin-3-like
Exons: 10
Coding region: 291-1148 (285 amino acids)
Biological process (GO): synaptic vesicle fusion to presynaptic active zone membrane; exocytic insertion of neurotransmitter receptor to postsynaptic membrane; intracellular protein transport
Cellular component (GO): postsynapse; endomembrane system; SNARE complex
Molecular function (GO): SNAP receptor activity; SNARE binding
Source: RefSeq, a predicted model, not a curated record